Phytophthora sojae is the source of this 1248-nucleotide messenger RNA. RefSeq lists its product as hypothetical. The transcript is spliced from 4 exons. NCBI's taxonomy places the organism in Eukaryota, Oomycota, Peronosporomycetes, Peronosporales, Peronosporaceae. The coding region runs from base 1 to 1248 and encodes 415 amino acids. Gene Ontology annotation, molecular function: hexose transmembrane transporter activity. Gene Ontology annotation, biological process: monosaccharide transmembrane transport. Gene Ontology annotation, cellular component: membrane. The record is from RefSeq and is a predicted model, not a curated record.
AUGGCGUACUUUGAGGGUAUUGACACCCCCAACAAGGGCGUCAACAUCCACGUUCGAGCCUUUGACGACACCACUAAGGCUGCUGCGUUGCAACUCAAGCCCAAGGCUCUCUUGUACACCAGCGUCCUGGUGUCGUUGCUGCAACCGUUCCAGAGCGGAUGGUCUACUUCACAAAUGAACCUGUCGCGGUACAACACAACGUCUGAGUGCGACGCUCGUCCGGUGACGAAAGGCACGUGCCUCAUGUUCCCUGGCCACUCGAACGACAAGUUCGGGCGUAAGAAGGUUCUGCUGUUCAAUUGCAUCUUCAUGAUCGCUGGAGGUCUCACUCGGGCGACUGUAUCCAGUAUUUGGGCAUUUGCUGCGGGGCGGUUCAUCGCCGGGUUGGCUUCCGGUACUGCAACGGGAACGAUUGGCGCGUAUGUGAACGAGUUGUCACCUCCCCACAUGCGCAACACUUUGGGUCUGGGGCUGCAGAUUUCGGUUACCAUCGGCAUCGUACUCCCGUCCAUUUACUUCUUCGUCGUCGCGGAAAGCAGCUAUGGAUACGGCUGGCGCUACUUGGCGGCGUUCCCGUGCGUCCUCGGAGUUUUGUUCUUGCUAUUUGCACCUUCACUCAGUGUGGAAAGUCCAGCGUGGUUGCUGACGCAGAACCGCCGAGAGGAAGCGCGCUUGGUGAUCGCCCGCCUGUACGGUGAACAGCAUGUCGGAAGGAGUCGGUGUUUGCCCCUGCAACUCGCGGGUGCCAUCUUGCUUUCGUGCGCCCAACAGCUCUCGGGAAUCAACGCCGUGUUCUACUACUCCGGCUGCAUUUUCUCCGACACGGGCGUUUCAGACUCACGCGUGGGCACGCUUAUCAUCGACUUCAUCAACGUUUGGCCGGCAAUUUUCACGGGUGUGCUCGCUGUCCGCUUCGGCAACCGCAACAUGAUCCUGUGGGGGUUGGCGGGCAUGGUCGUGAUGUCGAUCGGGAUGACGGUGGUUUUCAUCAUGGACGUGGCGGUUUUGGCCGUUGUAUUCACAGCUCUGUACGUGAUCGUGUUCGGCGUGACUCUGGGCCCGCUCGUGUGGGUCAUGACGGCCGAUAUGUUCCCGGACUCGAUCCGUGCUAAGGCGUCGUCCUUGUGCAUCGGCAUCAACUGGUUGUGCAACUUAAUUGUCGGCGUCUCGUACCCGCUCGUUCCUGAGACGUCAGGAAAGUCCGCGCAGGAGAUUCAGGCGGAGUAUGACCUGCGCCGCGACAAAUAA